CAGACCGUCAGCCAUCACGGGCUUGCCCAAACAAUUUCUCAACGCAAUCACCACCACCUCCACCACCACCUGCACCACCAACUCUCUACGGCUCUCUUGUGUAUCUCUCUCCUUCCUGUUGCUCACUUCUCUUGUUCCUCCUUCUUCCUUCUCUUCGUCCUCUAUCAACCAUCCAUCGCGUCCUUUACUGCUCGCGUUAUCUAUCUGUCUAAUACAACACCUGGUCACUUCCUCCUUCGCAUCCUCCUCCUCCAAGACCAGAGAGCUUGCUUUCGCUCGUCAUAUCACCAAAUUCUUCAAAACUCACGUCAACGACCCAACCGCCACAAUGGGUGACUCCUUGCUCCACCAGGAAUACGGUCGUACUCGUAUCCAAUGGCUCGCCAGUCUCAACACCGAGUACUACCCUCCCACGCAGUUCCGCCGAACUAGUAUCAUUUGCACAAUCGGCCCGAAGACCAACUCCGCCGAGAAGAUCAACAUGCUCCGUACAGCAGGUCUGAACGUUGUCCGCAUGAACUUCUCCCACGGAAGCUACGAGUACCACCAAUCGGUCAUUGACAAUGCCCGCGAGGCCGAGAAGACCCAAUCUGGUCGUCCAGUCGCCAUUGCUCUGGACACCAAGGGUCCCGAGAUCAGAACUGGAAACACCACUGGCGAUGAGGACAUCCCGAUCGCGGCCGGCAGCGAGCUCAACAUCACGACUGACGAGAAGUACGCCACAGCCAGUGACGACAAGAACAUGUACGUCGACUACAAGAACAUCACAAAGGUCAUUGAGAAGGGUCGAACAAUCUUCGUCGACGACGGUGUCCUCGCUUUCGAGGUGCUCGAGGUUGUCGAUGAGAAGACUCUCCGUUGCAAGGCUAUCAACAACGGUAAGAUUAGCAGCAGGAAAGGUGUCAACCUUCCCAAGACCGAUGUCGAUCUUCCCGCGUUAUCGGAGAAGGAUCAGAACGAUCUCAAGUUCGGUGUGAAGAACGGUGUCGACAUGGUCUUUGCCAGUUUCAUCCGUCGCGCUGAUGACAUCAUUGCCAUCCGCAAGGUCCUCGGCGAGGAGGGCAAGGACAUUCAAAUCAUCGCGAAGAUCGAGAAUCAGCAAGGUGUGAACAACUUCGAUGAGAUCCUCAAGGUCACAGACGGUGUCAUGGUUGCCCGAGGAGAUCUCGGAAUUGAGAUUCCUCCAGCGCAGGUCUUCAUCGCGCAGAAGAUGAUGAUCACCAAGUGCAACCUCGCGGGCAAGCCCGUCAUUUGCGCCACUCAAAUGCUCGAGUCCAUGACCUACAACCCACGUCCCACCCGUGCCGAAGUCAGCGAUGUCGGAAACGCCGUCCUCGAUGGUGCUGACUGUGUCAUGCUUUCUGGUGAGACCGCCAAGGGCAACUACCCCAGGGAGGCCGUCACCAUGAUGCACGAGACUUGCUUGUUGGCUGAGGUUGCCAUUCCAUACCUCAACUCAUACGAUGAGCUCAAGCAGCUUGCGCCUCGCCCUGUGCCCACUACUGAGAACGUCUGCAUGGCAGCCGUCGCUGCCUCGCUUGAGCAGAACGCUGGCGCCAUUCUCGUCCUUACCACUUCUGGUAACACCGCCCGACUCAUCUCCAAAUACCGCCCCGUAUGCCCCAUCAUCAUGGUCACCCGCAAUGCGCGCGCCAGCCGCUACUCGCAUUUGUACCGUGGCGUCUACCCCUUCCACUACGACCAGCAAAAGCCCGACUACAAGACCACUCCCUGGCAAGAAGACGUCGACUCACGUCUCAAGUGGGGCAUCCAAAACGCCAUCGACCUCAAGGUUCUCAAGCAGGGCGCCCCGGUCAUCUGCGUGCAGGGCUGGCGCGGUGGACAGGGUUUCACCAACACCAUCCGUGUUGUACCCGCCGAGCCCGAGCAUCUGGGCUUGACCCAGGAGGCUUAGUAUGCUCGUUUGAGGACGGCGUUUGGUGAUCUCGCCUGCGAUGGCACGCCCAUGACCGUGAGGCAGAAGAUGGUCGCGUGUGGACAGCAGUGAUGAAUAUUAGAAAGGAUCGAUUCGUGCGGAUGAAGUGUAAUGCAUAUUUACGGCCGUCGUAGUGCUUUGCGAAUGGAAAAUAAUUCCGAUCGCACGUUGCCGUCUGUCGUCGAUAACAUAGCAAUUUCCUGAAAGUGUCGAUAAUGUCGAAGCAUGCUGUAACCCGCCGAGGAAUUUGAGCACCCCAUUUGCUCCGACCGUAACCUACCCUCCUUCUGUACUGUCAGUUUCCUUGAAGCAUUCUGCGGCUGAAGUAUUUCACAUUCUUCAUCCGAACGAGCUGUAUAGGGAAUUAUCUCCCGGGUUUCUAUGGACAAAAGGGCAGAAGUCGUCCG
This is a messenger RNA of Dissoconium aciculare CBS 342.82, 2343 nucleotides long. RefSeq names its product pyruvate kinase. The coding region runs from base 329 to 1915 and encodes 528 amino acids. The record is from RefSeq and is a predicted model, not a curated record. Gene Ontology annotation, molecular function: magnesium ion binding; pyruvate kinase activity; potassium ion binding. The transcript is spliced from 3 exons. Gene Ontology annotation, biological process: glycolytic process. NCBI's taxonomy places the organism in Eukaryota, Fungi, Ascomycota, Dothideomycetes, Mycosphaerellales, Dissoconiaceae. Gene Ontology annotation, cellular component: cytoplasm.